AUGAAAUACAUCCAAACUGAACAACAAAUCGAAGUCCCAGAAGGUGUCACUGUCAGCAUCAAGUCCAGAAUCGUCAAGGUUGUCGGUCCAAGAGGUACCUUGACCAAGAACUUGAAGCACAUUGAUGUUACCUUCACCAAGGUCAACAACCAAUUGAUCAAGGUUGCUGUUCACAACGGUGACAGAAAGCAUGUUGCUGCUUUGAGAACCGUCAAGUCUUUGGUUGACAACAUGGUCACUGGUGUCACCAAGGGUUACAAGUACAAGAUGAGAUACGUUUACGCGCAUUUCCCAAUCAACGUCAACAUUGUUGAAAAGGAUGGUGCUAAAUUCAUUGAAGUCAGAAACUUUUUGGGUGACAAGAAGAUCAGAAACGUUCCAGUCAGAGACGGUGUUUCUAUCGAAUUCUCCACCAAUGUUAAGGACGAAAUUGUCUUAUCUGGUAACUCCGUUGAAGACGUUUCUCAAAACGCCGCUGACUUGCAACAAAUCUGUCGUGUCAGAAACAAGGAUAUCCGUAAAUUUUUGGAUGGUAUCUACGUUUCUCACAAGGGUUUUAUUACUGAAGAUUUAUAA
Saccharomyces paradoxus is the source of this 576-nucleotide messenger RNA. RefSeq names its product 60S ribosomal protein uL6 (gene RPL9A). NCBI's taxonomy places the organism in Eukaryota, Fungi, Ascomycota, Saccharomycetes, Saccharomycetales, Saccharomycetaceae. Gene Ontology annotation, cellular component: cytosolic large ribosomal subunit; ribosome. Gene Ontology annotation, molecular function: rRNA binding; structural constituent of ribosome. The record is from RefSeq and is a predicted model, not a curated record. Bases 1 to 576 code for a protein of 191 amino acids. The transcript has a single exon. Gene Ontology annotation, biological process: cytoplasmic translation.